CUCCGAAUAAUCCUUCUCGAGGGAAUUCCAGAGAACUCCGCCGUUUUCAGGAUCUCUGAAUAGUUACAACUUCAAAAUUUCAUAUUCGAGACUCGCUGGCGAACCUCGUCAUCGGGAUCUCCCGAUGGUACCUUUACCACUUUCGAUUGCCAGCCUUUCCCAGGCAUGCCCGAAAUUCAAUCAUCCUCUCGAACUAUUCGCCAAGAGCGGCGUCAAGAGCGGAAGUACAUCAUUCCGCUGCCGUUGGUUUCCCCGACGAGGGUCGCUGGUUGGGAGGAUCGCCGCAUCGGGCUGUCCUCCUCUUUCUCUACAGGCUACAACACGUGACGCGAACACGUGGGAAGGAGAAACCGCCGGCGAAGAGACCUUUCUCUCUUCUCCCCCUAACCGAAGCGCGAGCUCUAUCUCUCUCUUUUUUCUCUCUCUCUCUCUUUCUUUCCUUCUCUCUUUCUCUUCCGUUUCUAUCCUUUGGCAGCCAACAGGUAGAAAGAGAGACAGGUGGCUUGGCGAUGUAUGCAUGAUGCCGGGUGCGAUACGACAAUCCUGAACUCUGGCCAGUGUCCGUGAUGACUACCUCGUGAAUCGACGUGUCUGGUGGAUAAAUAUAAUAUAGCGUCGAUUUUCUCUGUGUUUUUUGUGAAAUUAAUCAAAGUCUUUAUAUAUAUAUAUCUCUUUCUCAAUACGAUUCUAAUUGCACUAGAAUCAUUGAUUAUCAGUGAUGCUUUGUGACAAAGUGAUUGUGAACCUUUUAGAGCAUUUCUGUGAACUUAUUGCGCGGCGUUUACGUACAAUCAUUGAAUAAUAACUAAAUGAAAUGAAUUGAAUCGCAGUAUUUAUUUGUGUGUAAGUUAAAAAACCAAAAUGUGAAAUUCACUGAUUCGCAUGACUGAUCUAACUGAUCCCGUGAUUUUGCUUCAACAAAGAAGUGACUGUAAAAGACCCACGAUUAAAAUGCUAAUCGCAAGUGCAUCCAACAAUCAAACAAUUGCUCCUCCGUCAUCCGUAAAGUUACGAAGAUCCCGAUUAUCAUCCACCAGAGGAUUGAAGCAACGAACCACAGCAAAUAUUUCGAAGGAUUCUCUUCCAUGCCAAGCUCGCCAUCAGAAAUUUGGUCCUUGUCCCGCAGCUGGCAAGAGCGUCGACGAGGACAACAGCAACGGUAGACUACUGAUAAACUGGGAGAUGAACGAGAGGAUCAGCUUGAGCAGUGGUUCCAGUGUCGGAUUAGCGAUUCGUCCCGAUAGUAGGAAAGGUAUCGAGUUUGGCGAAAAUCGCAGGAGGGAAAUUGAAAGUAGAUCGAAAAUCGGCGAAUGUUCGGCGGAACGAAAUUGCGAAGCUAAAUCGUCGUCGUUGUCGUCAACCAAACCGACAUUGGAGUUGAUGAACGUGUCGGGAUUCCUCUCAAAUGUCGAUCGAAAGCACCGUGGAAGUUCUCAUUCAAUCGAGAUCGAUACGGCGGAUGGGAAUAUUCUCAAGAGCGAUUCGAAGUACGAAAUCGGUAUUCCCAGCCGUAACUCCGCGACGAGAACGCAGAGGCAACAGAAUACUCUCAGGAAGAACAACAUCGAUAUUACGAGAAGAUGGACCAAGGAUAAGUCCGGCGAUUCCAUCUCCAAACGGCUAGAAUUGAUCCACGAACUCAAUCAAAAGAUUUUGGCUAAUUAUGAAAGAUUUCAGCAAAGAUCGAAGCGUGCGAAAGACACGAAGGAAGAGACCGUCAAGAAUUGCGCCAAGGACAGAAUUGAUCCUGAAGAACAUAUUUACACAGAGAUCAAAAGAAAAAACAAAACAACCUGUAGAACGAGCGAUCGAAGGAACCAAGGCAUUCUUAAGCAGGAUGUCUCUAACCAAGAAACUUGUAGAAAAGAUUCCUCCAAGCGAGAUACUUGCAAACAAGCGGAUAUUAAUAAAUCAGUUUCAUCUAAAAGUUACUACGAAAGUAUCAAAGGUCGGACGAAAAGAAAAGAGACCUCAACGGAUACUAAUAAGCCUGAUCGCAGGAUCGUUUGCGAGAAUACAAACUUUAGCAUGGCUCCCAAGGAAGAUUUUUUCUAUCAAAUAGAUGAGAAAACGCAGCCAUCGUAUGUGAAAAUGAAAAACAAGAAAGAACGAUUAUCAGAAGAAAGUUCGGUCUUCUAUACAAAUGAGGACAUCCCUUCGAAGGAGAUUGAAUCAAUUGAGACUCAAGAUUGCUUGGAGAAUUCCAGAUUGUAUCCCGAAAGUUGCAAUUUAUACAAUAACGAGCCGGAGAAUGAUAGCUUGAAGGAAAAUGUGAAAGAUAAAGCUUCGAAGAUCGAUCGAUCCGGUUCGCGAGAGGAUGCUGAAGCGCAGAGAUUGAGCGAGGAUGCUGUGAUCGACGAAAAGAUUUUGGAGAGCAAGAUCCUGGAAAACCUGGAUGAGACAAUCGAUAGAUUCGAUAGCGAAAAGACGCAGCUGACGUCGGAGGAUAGCAACGAGGAGAAGGAUAGCUUCAGCACAGAUUCUAUACAGAGUGGGAGCCCGUCGAGCGUAAAAGACUCGAAGGACGCCGCUAACCUCCUGGAUACCUUCAAUUCCUCCUGGGACUCUGGAGUCGGGGUGGACGUCGGCAACGGGAGUGGGUGGGUGAGGAUACACACGGGGAUCGAGAGCAGCCUCGUAUAUCUUACUCUGGACACCACAGCUAAGGACGUCUGCAGGGACAUGCUGUUGGGAGACGACUUGUCUCUGUUUGUUCAGUAUGGCGGUGAGCCAAGCAGGAGGUUGGCGUCCCUGGAGAAGCCGCUGGAGAUUCAGGAUCAAUUUCUUCAAAGGCUCGGCUACCAGGAUAUGUCCCGGCGCGCUCGUCUGGGAGUUGAUCCAGAACUCAGACAUCUCAUCAGCUUUCACGUAGGACCCGCAUCACCGCUGCCAGAUCUGGUGGGAUACAGCCGUUGCGGUUACGCUUUGGUAUUGAAGGGGUUGGUUUUUCCUCAGUGGAAACGACGACCUCUGGCCGUCAUCGGCUCCAGGCUCUUCCUUUAUCCGGCUUGUCCGGAAUCGCGAGCGGAAUGGAUGGAGCUGGGCGGCGGAGGUGGCGCGGUAUGCUAUGCGCCGUCACGUCUGGGCAAACUCGUUUUGCGUGUCACUGGGUUUCCCAGGGUCACUCAACAGUGCCAUGUGAGCCAACACCCCGAAGAGAGUCACCAUCGUGAAACCAGGCAUCUGUAUCUGGGCUUUCAUCAUCCCUGGGAUCGAGACCUCUGGAAAAGCUGGAUCAAAAAGGCUACGCAGUUGUCGACAUGCCCCAAAAAAUUAGACUUGAGCAAGGCGGGUUUAUCAAGAGUUCCCGACAGCGCAAUUGCUUUUCCAGCAAUAGAAGAGCUCGCGUUAGGAUGCAACCAGUUCACUAACGUUGAUAACAAUCUGAAGCUACUGCAUAGGUUUCCCAAACUUCAUACCGUCCAUUUGGAGAGCAACAAUCUCCACAGAAUCCCAAGAGAACUGCUGGAGCUGCCGGCGCUGACCUAUCUUAAUCUCUCCGACAACAAGAUUGAGAUAAUUCCGAGUGACAUCUGCCAACUAAUCAAUUUGAAAGAGUUGAUCCUUGACCGUAAUGGCAUCAAGGAUCUACCGGACGAAGUGACACGGCUGAGAAACCUGAGGAAUAUUUCCCUCGUCGGAAAUUUACUCAACACCGUACCAUCCUUUUUCAAUAUGCGAGCUCUCGCUCUGACAGAUGUUCUGUCAAAGACAGAUCAUGGAAAAUCUUACAAGGAUGAAAAAAUCAUUCAUAGCAAUUUGCACAAGAUAAAUUUACGGAACAAUCAGUUGAAAGGAAAUAUAAUUUUGGGAAAUUACGGCAAUUUGACGCAUCUGGACUUGAGCGAAAAUAGCAUUGAAAAAUUGGACAUCAGUGCUCUGCAAGAAUUGAGAAGUGUACGUUGUGGGCGAAAUUAUUUAACGGAAUUAACUCUUUGCGGCCGAAAUCUUGUAUCGCUUAUUGCAGGAAACAAUAGAAUAAAAAAACUAACUGUCGAACCUGUGCCAACUAAUCUGGAGCAUCUAGAUGUUUCGUACAACAAUUUAGAUACGUUACCAGAAUGGACGACUGAAGUGCCAGCAUUGCGAGUCCUUUUCGCUUCACACAACGCUCUCACGGCUCUCCCGGACAGGUUAUUGUCGCAACCUUCAAGACUAGAAGUUCUUCAUCUUCCUCACAAUCGACUACAAGCACUACCACCACCCAGGAGACCACUGAAUAUCGUCCAUUUAACUCUUCAGGGCAAUAUGUUGACCACGUUGCCAACUAGUUUUUUCGCGAACACAGAGAAGAUGAAAGUUUUGAAUCUCUCCAACAAUCGGCUCUCCGAACUUCCGUAUCGCGAAGAGGCCGGAAAAAUUCACCAGGGAUCGCACACCUUGGAGAAAUUAUAUGUCACUGCAAAUUGUCUGACUGAUACCGCUCUGGAUGCUCUCGCGAAGUUCACAUCUUUGAGAAUUCUUCAUAUCGCUUACAACACCCUGGACACGCUUCCGGAAAGUUGCAUAGCUGCGUGGGGCGACCUAGAAGAACUAGUGUUGUCCGGAAACCGAUUGCAGUACCUUCCAGACAACGUGGCAAAUCUGCGACACUUGCGCGUGCUGCGCGUACAUUCUAAUCGACUAUUAACAUGUCCCACCUUCAGUAGAACAGCAUCCUUGAAGGUGUUGGAUCUGGCGCACAAUCAGUUGGACAGGGUAAAUCUGGCAACACUAGUACCACCUCAACUGCAAUUUCUCGAUAUAUCCUGCAACUCCCGACUGCACGUGGACCCGCGACAGUUUCAGGACUACAGAUCCCAAAGACCGAUAUCUUUGGUCGAUGUGUCUGGACAGAACAGACCCAGUCUGCCUUCUCAUCCACAUCAACAAGAAAUCGUCGCAGCGGAGAAGAGCACCGAACAACCAUGGCGAUUGGGUUUUUCGGAAACGGCGGGUUCGCGUGAAAAACUAUACAUUUCCCAAGUGCGAAUGCCAUCCUUUUGCAAUGUCGAGGGUCUAUUCGGCGUAUUCGACGGUGGUUCCAACCAAGAAGCACCUAGCGCCCUUCAAGAAAUGAUUCCUCGUCUCUUACUGGAGGAACGAACGAUCCGGGAGACAUCGAAGGAAUAUCUUAAGUAUACCCUGUUGUCGGCACACAGGGAGCUCAAGGAGAAGGGCCAAAAGUACGGCGUCGACGCAACUCUGGUUCAUAUAGUGAAACUACCGUUGCAGCAAGGAUAUCCAAAAUCCUCAACCAAAUAUUCUCUGAAAAUUGCUUCCACCGGGGAUGCCAAAGCUGUCCUUUGUAGAGCCGCAGGUCCCUUGACCUUCGCUAAGUCUAAAAAAGCUCAAACAGUUAAAAACCAACUUGGUAAUGCUGCCAUGUUCCCCUUGGUGGUGCCCGAUCCGAUAUACGAGGAAGUGACAUUGGAAGACGACGAUGAGUUUGUCAUAGUCGCUAAUCGAAGAUUAUGGGAGGUCCUGAGCGUUCAGGAAGCCGUGAGGGAGGCCAGAGCAGAGGCCAGUCCUGUUCUGGCCGCCAAAAGACUUCAAGAUCUGGCGCAGUCUUACGGCGCGGAAGACAAUCUGAGCAUCAUCGUCGUCCGGUUGGCGGGACCGAGCCCGGGCGACAUGGAUCAGCUCAUGCGUGAACUCAGGCAUGCCGUUGGUAAAAACCGAAGCCAAAACGAUAGCGUAUGUCCUUGUCCUUGUUGCGUGCCGCCAGCGACGCAUAAACCACCGGCAGCCUGCUGUUGUCACGCGAGCGAAGGCUAUUAUCUUAAUGGCGUGCUGAAAAACAUUGUAGGCAGAUCCAACAAGGUUCACGGUGGUUCUGGAAGAUACUUCAAGAACUCUAGAUCGACGCAGGAGAACGAAAGUCCUCCGUACAGAGAUGACCGCAGUUCGCCAAGUGGACAAUCCGAUCAAGCCAGCGACAGCACUUUCAAGUCUCGUCAUCCAUCCGGAAGGAUGUGGUCCGGAAGUGCAGCUGCCAGAGCGACAAAUAAAGCUCACCAGAGUGUUCUCAUGCAAGAAAACAACAUACGAAAAGUAUCACCUUGCCUUCCUACCCAAGAAGAUGCUAUCUCAGAAAGAUCUAGCGCUCUCAGCGAGGAGCAAUUUCGUUGUUGGGAGUAUAUGCUUGAGCAGAAUACUCAGCUGUUAUUUGACAAAGAGCUGGACACGCUGACGAAGGCGCCAUUGCAUCGCGGCCAGUCAAGGUCGACGCCGCAACUAGGAAGCAAUUUGCCCUUUCUGUCGAAAAGGUUUGGCAGCGCCCGAUCCUUCAAUCCUUCGCUAUCACGACCGCCGAUGGUCCGUUUCGGCAGUGGACGAAGAUUGCUGAACGGCGGACCGAAUGCCGCCUAUUUCGGUAGCCUGCAGAGGUUGAUGCCGUACAAUCUCGAGUACGAUUUCGCCGUAAUCCAGGAGAGAAACGGCUUGGACUCGUUGGAGCAGGACGCUUCGAGAAUGCAGCAGUAUUGGGGAGUUGCCACCACAGAACUGUAGAUAAGAAUCUAGUGAGAGGAUACUAGGAAUAAGAUAGAAGUGCAAAAAUUUACAUUCAACAAUGAACGAGCUUAAUCGGAAUUAAAAGGAAUGUCACCCGGUCCUGAAUGUCCCGAAAAAGUUUCCUCUUCGUGCGGGUUUUAAGGUAUUCAUAUUUUGCAUGUACAUUUCAAAAAGCAUUUCAUAUCAUCGACGUCGUACCUAAUUGCAGGGUUUAACACGGAAAUUCGUUGCAUUAAGUCGUUUGUCGGAUCGCGAUAAAUUAAUUUGCAGUUACUUAUCAACAACUUAAUAUAAUCGGAAUGAUUUGUCUUGGGAGGCUCGACGGCGCCAAGUAAUUACAGCUGUACUCUAAUUAUAUUUUCAUUUGGCUGACGGAAUAAUUAAUGAAAUACGCGACGAAGCGAAGAGCUAAUCGUCAGCAGAAGCGCACAAUCGCAGUAAUAAUAUCGAUCGUGUUGAUAACAAUGGCACGGCCAAGAUAAGCUAUUAAGUUCUUCGAACCUUGUGUGAGGAAAGACGGCGGGAUUUGUACCGUCACUUUGGUAAUUCGCUCGUUUAUUGCGGCUGAUACGCGUGCAAUAAAGGGACCGCGGAAACCACUGUGCAGCUUUUACGCUACACAAAGCUCGCUUUAUUUCUUUAUAACGGUAGACACGCGGAAGAUCUAUAUCUGCUUUAUUGCGGAACGACUUUACGACAUUGCGCAGAAAAUAACAGAGACUAAAUAACAGAGAUCGAAGAAAAUCUGAUCUUCGAGAUCAGAAACUUAAAUAUUCUGAGAUUUCCAUGUAUUUUUUUUUUUUUUUUUUUUACUAUUAAAUUCGUUAUUAUUUGUCAUAAAUUCUUCAAAAAGAAAUUUCUUCACUUUGAUUUAAUUGAGGAACAUACAAAAUAUUUCGAGUUUAGCACUAUUAUUUAAUUUAAUUAUACAAAGUAUAAAAUUGCAUUUCUAUUUAUUUCUUUUAACGUACAGAUUCUCCUUGCACGGAUUUUACGUUAUCUCGUAAAUCUCAAUUAUUCGUUGCUCCAUAUUUUUAUGUUUUAGUAUCUAGUAGUGUUAGAUAUCGUUGUGCUUCAUAUAUUUUCUUAAGUUUUCUUAAAGUUUAGAAAUGGUUUUUGUACAUAAUUAUUAUUAUAUACAUACGUAUACAUAUAAUUGCGUAAUAAGUACAAUUUAACAUAUCUUGGGACAUAUCUUCGAUAUUGUGACACUCCCACAAUAAAUUAUAGAUAAUGCCAAGGAACACGUGAUACCAUUGACGCAACGUGCGAUCUCGUGCUUUCAAUUACAUGUAUACGUCACGUUACUGACGAUGUUCAGCUUAUAAUGUACUGGGUGUCUCUAACGAAUCACAUCACCAUGUGUACGAUGAUUCUUGUGUGUAAAAUGUUAAACAUGUUACAUUAAUGAAAAUAUUCAAUCGUUAUUUUAUAAAAAUAAAAGAUAAGAUAAUUAUAUAUGUAUAUGAAGAAUUGUAAUAAGAGAUAUUUGAGUCAAUAAUCUUACAAUUCUUUAUGUCAAUAGAUAAACUUGCCAUUUUACUGUAAUUGAUGAUAUUGGCAUCGUUAAUUUUUUGGAUAACCAGUAAGCAACGCUUAUACAAAUUUUUAUUUGAUCAAAGCAAUGAGGUAGAACAGAGACACUCUAUAUUUAUAAGAAAGAUAAAGUUGUAUCACAUUGGCGAUCAAAGAGCAUACUUUCGAUAAAAAUUCAUUUUUCUUCAUUCGCUACUGCGUCAUUAAAACACAUUUUUUAUGCCUCCUCUUAAUCGGAAUUGUGCUCUUUGAUGACAAGAAAAAAAGACACGUGAAGGAAAUGUUUCUUAGAAAUACAAAGAUAUUUUUUUAUAUUUUGAUAUAAUAUAGAUUGUGUCCUGGAAGAAAGUAUGUACCACACAAUGACAAAUUUAUAUUUAUCUAAAAUACGAAAGUUAUUUAAUCGCAAAAUAAAUUACGAGAAAAGAACAAUUUCAAAAGUUUAAUCAACCAAAGUCAUCGGCAUUAUCAGUAAAAGCAGAAACUUUCAAUAUUAAUUAUUCAGUAUUCUAUCCAAAUCUACAAAAAAUUCCAGGUUUGAAAAGAAUAUGUAGUGAACAAAAUAUGUAGUGAAUCGCUUCAAGCACAUGUUAAAAAAAUGCUUUUGGUACACACUUUCUCCGGACACCAUGUAGCAAAACUGUACCUGAGGCUGGACCAAAUAAAUCAUGGCGUGCAGUGACCCAUUGUUGUCAGAGCAUAUAAACUAUACAUUGCAAAUGUUGGCGCAUUCAGAAUUUAACGAAAACAUUCGGAAUUCUUUAUACAUUUGAAAUUUUGCGUUUAAAAUUUCAAACAUUUAUGAAAUUUUUUGAAUGUUUAAAAUUGACUUAUAUGCACAUUUUAAUAACGAA
This is a messenger RNA of Solenopsis invicta (red fire ant), 8885 nucleotides long. RefSeq names its product PH domain leucine-rich repeat-containing protein phosphatase 2 (gene Phlpp). The transcript is spliced from 18 exons. The record is from RefSeq and is a predicted model, not a curated record. Lineage: Eukaryota; Metazoa; Arthropoda; Insecta; Hymenoptera; Formicidae. The coding region runs from base 883 to 6492 and encodes 1869 amino acids. Gene Ontology annotation, molecular function: protein binding.